UUUCUGGGUACUACAACUAUGGACUCUGUUGCAGGAAAAGUAGUCCUCAUUACAGGGGGAGCUGGUGGAAUCGGGUUAGCCGUGGUCAAAAAACUUCUCCAAAGUGGUACCAAGGGUAUAUCAAUAGUUGAUAUUUCUGACGAAUCAGGACGGAGAGCCCUCGACGAAAUCGUAGCCACUUUUGGCGAAAAUAAAGCCAUUUUUAUUAGAGCGGACGUCACAAAGAAAACGGAACUAGAAGGGGCUUUUGAAACAACUAUCAAAACCUAUCGCCAACUGGACAUAGUGAUCAACAAUGCUGGAAUUUCGGGGGAGAUCGAGUGGCAACAAACACUGGCAGUGAACUUGGUGGCUGUGGUGGAAGGUACGUAUCUUGCACUGCAGACGUAUCUCCCGAAGUACAAAUCCGGAGAAGAAGGUCUUAUAGUCAAUAUGGCGUCUAUCUGCGGAUUUCAUUCGUUUCAAAUAUCACCCAUUUAUUGUACCGCGAAGCAUGGUCUGAUAGGUUUAGGGAAAGCUCUAGGUGGGGAAGAAUUUUACAAGAAGUAUAAGGUUCGUGUUGUGACGAUGUGCCCAGGGAUGGUACGCACCCCACUGUCUGAAAAAACAGAAGGACUUUUCUUUCCAGACUUACUACAAAAAGAGAUUGGUACUUUGGGUACUAUAAUACAGGCACCAGAACGUGUAGCAGAAGGCCUGAUUGAAGUAAUCAAGAAAGGCAAAACCGGGUCGUUGUGGGUUAUAGAAGACGACCAACCCGCAUACGAAGUUGUAGUACCUCACUACAGAACCAUGAAAGUGUAGAUAAUUUAAAUAAAAAUACUA
Molecule: messenger RNA, 825 nt
Organism: Zophobas morio
Lineage: Eukaryota; Metazoa; Arthropoda; Insecta; Coleoptera; Tenebrionidae
Product: 15-hydroxyprostaglandin dehydrogenase [NAD(+)]-like
Exons: 4
Coding region: 19-804 (261 amino acids)
Cellular component (GO): cytoplasm
Molecular function (GO): oxidoreductase activity, acting on the CH-OH group of donors, NAD or NADP as acceptor
Source: RefSeq, a predicted model, not a curated record